Lithohypha guttulata is the source of this 468-nucleotide messenger RNA. RefSeq names its product Nascent polypeptide-associated complex subunit beta (gene EGD1). NCBI's taxonomy places the organism in Eukaryota, Fungi, Ascomycota, Eurotiomycetes, Chaetothyriales, Trichomeriaceae. The transcript has 3 exons. Gene Ontology annotation, cellular component: nascent polypeptide-associated complex; cytosol. The record is from RefSeq and is a predicted model, not a curated record. The coding region runs from base 1 to 468 and encodes 155 amino acids.
AUGGAUCAAGAGAAGCUCAAGCGCAUGCAGCAGUCUGUCCGAAUUGGUACCGGCAAGGGUACCCCAAGAAGGAAGGUCAAGAAGACACCACAGAGAUCAGCUGGAGAUGACAAGAAACUGCAAUCGACGCUGAAGAAGCUCAACACUCAGCCGAUCCAAGCGAUUGAGGAGGUCAACAUGUUCAAAGAAGACGGCAACGUCAUACACUUUGCUGCACCAAAAGUCCACGCUUCCGUCCCCUCGAACACCUUCGCCAUCUACGGUAACGGCGAAGACAAAGAGCUUACCGAGCUUGUUCCCGGAAUCCUCAACCAGCUAGGACCCGACUCUCUCGCAUCCCUACGACGUCUCGCCGAAUCAUACCAGAAUCUGCAGAAGAAGGAAGGCGGUGACAAGAAGGAUGACGAGGACGACGAUGAGAUACCAGAUCUAGUCGAAGGUGAGAACUUCGAGGGCAAGGUCGAGUAG